AUGAGCCUGGUGGGCGCCGGGGGCCCCCCGAGCAGCCCCAGCCUGGACACGUCGAAGGAGUCCAAAUCAGGAGAGGCCAGUGCAACCGUGUCCAGCAGCAGUGCUGAGAGCAGCUCGGACAGUGAAUCAGAGUCAGAUAAUGAGGAACCCAAAGCAGAGAGACCGACCGAGGACCUGGGGCAGCCAUCCACGGAGCAGGUCCCCACGCAGGAGUCCCAGAGGAUCCGGCCGGGCUGCGAGCACUGUAAUGCGGACAUUAAACUCAGCGAGCAAGUGACGCCCAGGCUGCUGUGCAAGGGGCAGUUUCUGCUGAAAGUGGACGGGGAGGGCACCUACCAGUGCACGGAGACCGGCCUCAUCUUCGAGGUCACCCGGAAGGUGGACAUCAAGUAUUGCGUCCUGUCAUGGAGCAAGUUCGCAGAUCUGGUGGAGAAGCCCUGGUUGGUCGGCGGGCCCCUGUUCGACGUGAAGUGCGAGCCCGGAGGCCUCAGCUCCAUCCAGUUCCCGCACUCCCUGUGUCUGGGGCAUCAUGACACGGACAUGACCUUCCGGGUGUUCCAUGUGAAGAGCUCCGGGGCGUCCCUGGAACACGCCGUGGACCACUCAGGCACGCACGUGACGUGGCGUGUCAGCUCUCUGUCCCCCGUGGGGCCCGUCAUCCAGAGUGAGGACGCCGUCUCCCACCACGGGGCCGUGAUCCUCUACAAAGCCAUCGACCAGAACCCGUCCUUGUCCUUUCGGGUCUACAUCGCCACCAACAACGAGUCUUUCAUCAAGGAUAUCUCCAAGUCGGUCAAGCAUUCCUCGAAGAAGUUCGUGAAGAUCGACAAGCCCCCGGUGUGUCAGAAGAAGCUGCAGAACGGCAAGAAGUACAGACUCAUCAGCGAGCCCGAAGCGGAGAUCACGCCCGAGGAAAUUGAAUUUGUGGACGGCUCGCUUUUAAAAUUGAAGAGUUACAUCGAGGUGUAUCUGGAGCAGCCGGUGGAAUUCAAACUGCUGUUGGUGGAAAUGGAUUCCGAGGAGAUCGUGUGGAAGGCGAAGCUGAGGGAGUGUGACUGGACCCAGCAGGAUCAGAACCGGAACACCCCAAAAAGCGGCCUGAGCGGGCCCCGGCGCCGGAAGGGGAGCCUAAGUCUGCCUGAAGAGGGCGCCUACGAGAAGCGGAUGCGGCAAGGUGACCCCCCAGAGGGAGCCAAGGCCAGGACCCCGCUCACGGACGCACAGCUCAUCACGCUGGCCGGGCGCCUGGGCCCCGACUGGGUCAAGGUUGCCGUGGCCAACCUGGAGCUGGACAUGAGCACCAUCGACGCCAUCCUGGAGAAGAAGGAGGACGUGACCAUCUGCAAGUUCAGAAUGCUCAAGAAGUGGCAGGAGAAGGCGCAGGCCCACGCCACUGCCCAGAACCUGUACAGCCUCCUCAAGGCCGUGGUCUCUGCAGAGGCCCAGGAAGUGCUCGCAGGUUUCUUACAGGAAACGUGAAGUCUGCACGGAGGUCCUGAGCAUGGUGGACGGAGGAGCCCGUGGACGGGUGGACGGGUCCCGCCGACUCCUGCCUCACAGGCUGGGGCGAGGUCUUGGAAGGCAGGUGGGGACGUUUAGGAAGGGGGAGCCCGUCCCUCUAGCACCCCACCCUGUGAGUGAGGAAUCACGUGAGCCCUGCAGCCUACAGUGCACACCAAGUGCUGGAACAUUCUUAGCACGGAAUGGUGCUGUCCUUCAACCUGCUCCCCGUUUCCACACCGACGGAGGCCACGCGCCUAGCUGUCGGCUCAGGCAUCCUGCAGCAUGAACCACUUCAGGCCCUGUGUUCUGGGCCAUCCUGGGCCAGGCCUUGGCCCCUUGCACCUAGCCCUGCUCCCUGGCCUGGAGAUCGGGACCCAUCAGAGCCCUCCCCAGCACCUGCACCCCAGCCCAGGGUCCCCGGAGCCCCUUUGGUCCCGGGCUGCUGGCCAGACACUACGUUUGUUAACUUGGACCCUGGGAUCCUGUACUGGGCUGGGGGCUGCUUAGAAAUAGGCCUGGCGGGACCCCCUUCUUCCUGGAGAAGACACACGGCACUUGGCCACAUUGGCUCUGGGGAACGGGGAAUUUUUUUUUUUUUUUAAAUCUUGUCUAUGUAUUGUCGCUCCCUGAGAAUCAUGUCUGUGGUGAUUAACGCUUUGGGGAUGUUUUAAUUUAUUUGAAGAAACCAGGCGUGACCCCCGUCUGCAUGGACCUAGCUGAAAACCUCAAUGAAUUCACCAGAGAAACGCUUGGGCUGGGGUGUCGCCCGCCAGGACCAGGUUCACGUUGCCGGGACAAGUCUGUUCUUCAGGGCCAGGGGGACUCCCGUCGGUGUUCGUCUCCCAGAUCGUGACUUGUGCUGGGUUGGGCACUUGUGGGCGGUGCCCUCUGUCCAGCCAGGGCGUGUCCCGCGACCUGGCCAUCGUGAAGUCUGUUGUGCUGUUCUCCGGGGAGCAACGUCCAGCCCCAGGACUAUGUCCGGCUGGU
Molecule: messenger RNA, 2490 nt
Organism: Sorex fumeus (smoky shrew)
Lineage: Eukaryota; Metazoa; Chordata; Mammalia; Eulipotyphla; Soricidae
Gene: CARD8
Product: caspase recruitment domain family member 8
Exons: 15
Coding region: 1-1479 (492 amino acids)
Biological process (GO): mRNA export from nucleus; regulation of DNA-templated transcription elongation
Cellular component (GO): THO complex part of transcription export complex
Source: RefSeq, a predicted model, not a curated record